This is a messenger RNA of Heterocephalus glaber (naked mole-rat), 2797 nucleotides long. The record is from RefSeq and is a predicted model, not a curated record. Lineage: Eukaryota; Metazoa; Chordata; Mammalia; Rodentia; Bathyergidae.
GACCCCUAAAAAACCAAACAUACACAAUGGAGCCAUUUUCCUUCUAACAUUCUGCUGAAUGACCUUUUAGGUUGUAAAUCAUCUGCCCUCCACAAAUCCUUGGAUUCCUUGACGAUUAUUCUGUUCUUUUGUUUGUAGGGCGGUACUCGGGAUCAAACUCGGGACCUUGCGCUUGCAAGCCACUCUCACCUAUGACACGCUCCGGUUUGCUGAGUUUGAAGAUUUCCCCGAGACCUCUGAGCCUGUUUGGAUCCUGGGCAGAAAAUACAGCAUCUUCACAGAGAAGGAUGAGAUCUUGUCUGAUGUGGCAUCCAGACUGUGGUUUACAUACAGGAGAAACUUCCCAGCCAUCGGGGGAACUGGCCCUACCUCUGACACAGGCUGGGGCUGCAUGCUCCGGUGUGGACAGAUGAUCUUUGCACAGGCCCUGGUGUGCCGGCACUUAGGGCGAGACUGGAGGUGGGCACAACGGAAGAGGCAGCCUGACAGCUACUUCAGCGUCCUCAAUGCUUUCCUUGACAGAAAGGACAGCUACUACUCUAUCCACCAGAUAGCGCAAAUGGGAGUUGGCGAAGGGAAGUCCAUCGGCCAGUGGUACGGCCCAAACACCGUCGCCCAGGUGCUCAAGUACGUGCUGAGCUGCAGCCCGUUGCCCUUGGUGUUCACACUCUGGGCUCUCCUGGACAAGGGGAACAAGGGGCUCCAAGAGGGUCCUCAGAGGAAGCUUGCUGUGUUCGACACGUGGAGCUCCUUGGCGGUUCACGUAGCGAUGGACAAUACUGUGGUGAUGGAGGAGAUCAGGAGGUUGUGCAGGUCCAGCCUUCCGUGUUCCGGGGCUGCUGCGCUUCCCGCGGAUGCUGACCGGCACUGUAAUGGCUUCCCCGCUCCAAUGGAGGUCACCAGUAGGCCAUCACCCUCGCCAUCGCCAUGGAGACCCCUGGUGCUUCUCAUCCCCCUGCGGCUGGGGCUCACAGACAUCAACGAGGCCUACGUGGAGACGCUGAAGCGCUGUUUCAUGAUGCCCCAGUCCCUGGGUGUCAUCGGAGGGAAGCCCAACAGUGCCCACUACUUUAUCGGCUAUGUUGGCAAAGAGCUCAUCUACCUGGACCCUCAUACCACACAGCCGGCAGUGGAGUUGACGGAUGGCUGCUUCAUCCCUGACGAGACCUUCCACUGUCAGCACCCGCCCUGCAGGAUGGGCAUUGGGGAGCUGGACCCGUCCAUCGCUGUGGGGUUUUUCUGUAAGACUGAGGACGACUUUCGUGACUGGUGCCAGCAAGUCAGAAAGCUGUCCCUGCAGGGGGGCGCCCUGCCCAUGUUCGAGCUCGUAGAGCAGCAGCCUUCCCACCUGGCCUGCCCCGACGUCCUGAACCUGUCCCUCGAUUCUUCUGACGUGGAGCGAUUGGAAAGAUUCUUUGAUUCAGAAGAUGAAGACUUUGAAAUCUUGUCCCUCUGAGGGUCUUGGGGUUAGAGGGCGGCUUCCGUGGCCCUUGUUGGGGUGCCUUGGAGAACCUAGCCUGCCCCAGGCGCUCGGUGCCGCCGCAUUCCAUCCACCCAGCCGGCCCCUGCUGAGGCCCGCGCCCAUGCUGCCCGGGACGCCGUACGCUUCGAGCCAGCCGCCAGCCCAGAGCGUGCCUCCGGCCAUCUGCAGGAAGCUCAGUGUGGAGGGCCUGGAGCUCAGCGUUCUCUGCUUGGCACUGCCGGCCUUGCAUCCCCACACUGGCUUUGGCCCUGCUCUCCUGGGCACUGGGUCUGUGGUUGGUUUGGAAUUAAAGCCCUGUUUGGAGUUGUUCAACACAGACACGAGUUUCUGAGCCACUUCCCAGGUCAGUCUUGGAAGCCUUGCAGUUUGUGUGUGCAGAGCAAGGGCCAUGUGUGGCUUUGUGAGGGGCAGAGUGAGCUCAGCUGCACCCUCUCUGCCCACGAGGUUACCAAGGGCUACUCCGGGAGAGCAGGUGGAGAGAGCUCAAGAGUGGACACUUGGGAAGCCAGAGGCUUUAAGUGCCCGGAACCAGGUGCGAGUCCUAGAGCCAGCCCUCAGAGCACUUCCUCGGGUUUGGCUUCCGUCUCCGGGGGCUGAAGCAUUUGGAGACCCACUCCCUGCUGCUGUCCGCUCAGACCAGUUCCCCUGAACAGUUCUGCCCGGGCACUGCGACUGAUGGGAUGGAGCACCCCGGCACCCACGUCGCUUUCCUUUCUCAGUUGCUGGGCAGGGUGGGCAGCUGAGCACCCAGCACUCGAAGGUGAAGUGCCCAGACCUCCUCGUGCUCAUUUCAGCGUCUGCCACCUCUUACCAGUUUCCUGGCCCUCAGACCUUGCUGCUUGGGCCUGUGGCCUGACCUCCUGCUAGCAGGUGUAGCUGGGGUUGGGGGACCUAGGUUGGCCACGUGGGCGUCUUUGGGGCCAGGCAGGACUGGAGGAGCCCAAGGUGGGCGUCUCAGCUGUGGCCAUGCAUGGCCGCACCACGACGCCCACAGAGGCAGCAGGAGGCACUCCAGACCCCAGGUGCUGAAGGCAUAAUUUAUUUCCUUACUCUUCUCCCUUUGCUCUCUGUGCUUCCUCUCCUUACUGUAGCUGUGGGUGGGGUGGGUAGCAGGGAGGGCUGGGACCAUUUCCAUUCCUUUGGAUUCUGCUUCCUGCACUGCCGCAGCCCUGCUGCUGGUUCCUAAGGUCGGGGACAGAGCAUCCAAGGAGCCACCUGCCACAUCUGGAGAAGGCUGACUUAGGAGGUGGUUCAUCCUCAGUAGUGUAGUUCACAGUUCUUAAUGGCAAAUAACAAGUUUCCGUAGAAAACAAA